Messenger RNA from Penicillium antarcticum, 2172 nucleotides. It is a transcript of the gene trpB, whose product is annotated as tryptophan synthase TRP5. Gene Ontology annotation, biological process: L-tryptophan biosynthetic process. The record is from RefSeq and is a predicted model, not a curated record. The coding region runs from base 1 to 2172 and encodes 723 amino acids. The transcript has 3 exons. Gene Ontology annotation, molecular function: tryptophan synthase activity. Lineage: Eukaryota; Fungi; Ascomycota; Eurotiomycetes; Eurotiales; Aspergillaceae. Gene Ontology annotation, cellular component: cytoplasm.
AUGGACGCCAUUAAGGCGACCUUUGCCAAGUGCAAGGAGCAGAAGCGCGCUGCCCUUGUCGCUUAUAUUACUGCUGGUUACCCCACAGUCGAUCAGGCCGUUGACACCAUGCUUGGAAUGGAAAACGGUGGUGCUGAUAUCAUUGAGCUCGGAAUUCCCUUCACAGACCCCAUUGCCGAUGGUCCCACUAUCCAGACUGCUAACACUAAGGCCCUUGAGAAUGGUGUGACUCUCACUACCGUCCUGGAGUUUGUCCGCACUGCUCGUAGCCGAGGCUUGAAGACACCCCUCCUUCUGAUGGGCUACUACAACCCCGUCCUGCGGUACGGAGAGGAGCGCAUGCUCAAGGACUGCAAGGAAGCUGGUGUCAAUGGUUUCAUCAUGGUCGACCUACCCCCAGAGGAGGCUGUCCGUUUCCGUGACCUCUGCGCAAGUGCUGGUCUGUCCUACGUUCCCUUGAUCGCUCCUGCCACCUCCGACUCCCGCAUGCGCUUGCUUUGCAAGAUUGCCGACUCCUUCAUCUACGUCGUUUCACGCAUGGGUGUUACCGGUGCCACUGGCUCGCUGAGCGCCAACAUCCCUGAACUUUUGGGCCGUGUCCACGAGUACUCGGGCAACGUCCCAGCCGCACUGGGAUUCGGUGUCAGCACUCGUGAGCAUUUCUUGUCCCUCCAGGAUGAGGCCGAGGGUGUUGUCAUUGGUAGCCAGCUUAUCACCGUCGUUGGCAAGGCCCCUGCUGGUCAGGCUGCUAAGGCCGCUGAGGAGUAUCUUUCCAGUGUUACUGGACGCAAGCUCGAGCGUGAUGCUCAGGGUGCCAUUACCCGCGAGGUCAACAUCAUCGAGGCUAUCGAGAAGGCUCAGCCCUCAGGCGAGGCCAAGCCCACCAAGGUUAUCAGCGAUGCUGAUACUCCUUCCGGACCUGGUCUCGCUGACCAGCUUGAAGCCCUCAACGUGACCAAGAACCCUUCUGCCCAGCCUUCUCGGUUUGGUGAGUUCGGUGGGCAGUACGUUCCUGAGUCCUUGAUGGACUGCUUGGCUGAGCUUGAGCGCGGAUUUGACACUGCCAACAAUGACCCCAAGUUCUGGGAAGAGUUCCGCUCAUUCUACCCCUACAUGGGCCGCCCUAGCAGCCUCCACAUCGCCCAGCGUCUGACUGACCAUGUCGGUGGUGCCAACAUCUGGUUGAAGCGUGAGGAUCUCAACCAUACUGGUAGUCACAAGAUCAACAAUGCCCUCGGCCAGAUUCUGAUCGCUCGUCGCCUUGGUAAGACCCGCAUCAUUGCCGAGACUGGCGCUGGUCAGCACGGUGUGGCUACCGCUACUGUCUGCGCCAAGUUCGGCAUGAAGUGUACCGUCUUCAUGGGUGCCGAGGACGUUCGUCGCCAGGGUCUCAACGUUUUCCGCAUGAAGCUCCUCGGUGCUUCCGUUGUCGCUGUCGAGGCUGGUAGCCGCACUCUGCGUGAUGCCGUCAACGAGGCACUCCGCGCUUGGGUUGUCGAGCUCGAUACCACCCACUACAUCAUCGGCUCUGCUAUCGGACCUCACCCCUUCCCUACCAUCGUCCGUACCUUCCAGUCCGUUAUCGGAAACGAGACCAAGGAGCAGAUGAAAGCCGAGCUUGGUAAGCUUCCCGACGCCGUUGUUGCCUGUGUUGGUGGUGGCUCCAACGCCGUUGGAAUGUUCUACCCCUUCCAGAACGACCCUAGCGUCAAGUUGGUUGGUGUCGAGGCUGCUGGCGAUGGUGUUGAUACUGGACGUCACUCCGCCACCCUUUCCGGUGGUUCUCACGGUGUUCUGCACGGUGUGCGCACCUACGUUCUUCAGAACGAGCACGGUCAAAUCGCCGAGACCCACUCCAUCUCCGCUGGUCUCGACUACCCCGGUGUUGGUCCCGAGUUGUCUAACUGGAAGGACUCUGACCGUGCUACCUUCAUCGCUGCCGAUGACAGCCAGGCCCUCGAUGGCUUCCGCGCUCUUGCUCAGCACGAGGGUAUCAUUCCAGCUCUGGAGUCAUCCCACGCCGUCUGGGGUGUCAUGCAGUUGGCCAAGACCAUGGGCAAGGGCCAUGACAUCGUCCUCAACCUGAGUGGACGUGGUGACAAGGAUGUCCAGCAAGUCGCUGACGAGCUACCCCGCCUGGGUCCUAAGAUCGGCUGGGAUCUGCGCUUCUAA